AUGGAAAAGGAAUCAAAAAAACGGAAAAAGCAUUCGUCACCCGGUGGGGGGAAGGCCCCCCAGAAAAAGAAGGUGAGGUUUUCGAACGUAGUAGACAAGGCUCCUGAUUCACUAUGGGACGAAGAUGCAGCAGCAUCACCGGAACAUGGCAGUUUGAGCAGUUUGCGGGAAAGCAUUAGUGCUUGGAUGCAGCAACAGGCGGAAAGUAAUCAAGCGGAUCUGAGCGCGCUUUUGGAACAGAGUGAUAAUUUGGAUGCUCGCGAAGAAGAUAUUAACAUAGCAAAGAUUGAGAGACCCCUGAGAGAAGUACUUCGUGGCUACACGGAGACAGAGAAACGCAAAAGCAUCAAGUUUGAAUGCGAAUGGCGCAAAUGUAAAUACAUGAGCGGAACUGAACGUAAAUAUUUCAUGCACGUCGAAUCGCACGCUGAAAUAACGCUGGACACGCGGAACGGAAGCUAUGCAUGCGAGUGGGAUCUGUGCGAUUUCAUCACGCAGGACGAGGGCGUAUUCAUUGGCCACGUGCACUAUCAUGCAUACCACACGAAGUUAAAGGUGCACGGUGCCAGCAUACAUAUGCUAAUGGAGACUCCCAGCUGCAACAAUGACAGCCGUGUGCGGAACACCAUCGCCAACCGGCCGGUAACGUUUCGGUGUGACUGGGACGGUUGUGAAGAACGCAUCAAUAAAGCGAUGAACUUCUUUCAUCACGUGGGGAACCACGUAACGGAACAGUAUGAACCGGGUAAGAAGUCAAAUAAAGUUCCGAUCGCGUGCCGAUGGUCACUCUGUAAGCUGUCGUUUCGGCAAAUGGGAACGGCAUUGCGACACGUAAGAGCGCAUACAACCGAGCGAGAGAUUGGGUGCUACAACUGUGGUACUCUCUUUUGGUCGCGUAAGAAGUAUAUCGAACAUUGCGUACGACAGAUUGAAAUAAGUCAACGUAAGUAUCAGUGUCCGGUAUGCGAUCGAAGCUAUGCUACAAAAGCAUUGCUGAACAAUCAUUUCGAGCGCCACGAUAAACCGCAUGAAUGUGUGUUGUGUCCCCUCAAGUUCAGCAGUGCCGGUGUCCUGGCACAGCACAUGGCCCAGAGGCACAUUAAGCAGCGUAACUUCAAAUGCCAGCGGUGUGAAUACUGUGCGUUCAACAGAAAAGAUCUAAUGGUCCACAUGAGAAAGCACGACGAAACGAAAGUGUUUCGAUGCGAGGAGUUUGGAUGCAAUGUCGCCUUUAGGUCGGAACUUUCCUUGAAGAAGCAUAUCAGCUGGCAUUACAAUCUGCCAGCGACGGUGUACGCGUGUCACCUUUGUGACGAAAAACGCUACAGCGCCACGAACGUAUUAUCGAAGCAUUUGCAGUUUGCGCAUGGACUGGAACGACCUCCCGGUCAUUGGCGAUACCGGUACAAAGCCGACAGUGACGGUGUGUUUCGACUUGCAUCGUAUGUUGAACAGAAAAGGAAAACUGCACAAACGAACGAAGCCCCAAACCAUACAGCGGUCCCAACCGACGAAGCUGGGAAUAAUGUUGAGGUUACCAGUGCUAGGAAAAGGAAAUCAAAGCCUAGCUCUCAACUAGGCAAUGCAACGGAAAAAAGCGAUACAGAUUACAAUGGAGCUGGGUAUACUCCGGUUAAAGGAAACCCAACAAUCACGUCUUUAAAACCAAUUGGUUUGCAUCAGUUUUCCGUUGAGUUGAAUAUCGAACCGGUGCCGAAUUUGAAACAGGAUUCAACACCAAAACCACAAGCUGCUGCUGUUUCUGUUGCGACAGAGCCGAAAGAUGUGAAGGAUUUUAAGGUUACGGAGCGCUAUUUGAGAGAACAGAACUUGAUUAAAUUCAGAAAUUUACUGAGAAGGUAA
This is a messenger RNA of Anopheles marshallii, 1863 nucleotides long. RefSeq names its product histone H4 transcription factor (gene Hinfp). The transcript has 4 exons. Gene Ontology annotation, biological process: regulation of transcription by RNA polymerase II. The record is from RefSeq and is a predicted model, not a curated record. Lineage: Eukaryota; Metazoa; Arthropoda; Insecta; Diptera; Culicidae. Gene Ontology annotation, molecular function: RNA polymerase II cis-regulatory region sequence-specific DNA binding; DNA-binding transcription factor activity. The coding region runs from base 1 to 1863 and encodes 620 amino acids.